Molecule: messenger RNA, 228 nt
Organism: Hepatospora eriocheir
Lineage: Eukaryota; Fungi; Microsporidia; Hepatosporidae
Source: the annotation of a GenBank genome assembly
AUGCUCAAAAGAUAUGUAAAGUGUAGAAUAUGUCUUCUGGACAUGAAAACGAAGUUAUACACUAGAAGUAGUGAUAGUGUGGCGUUUAGGUAUUAUAAUAGAAGUUGUAAUGACUUUUCUAAGUAUGUUUCAAUACACACCAAGUCACUACUAUCAAAAUUCACUGUACCUCUGAGAGACUUUUUAUUAGUGGCUUGUAAAUGGUUUAAUAACCAUACUCAUGUAUAG